This is a messenger RNA of Cottoperca gobio, 916 nucleotides long. It is a transcript of the gene lyrm5a, whose product is annotated as LYR motif containing 5a. Gene Ontology annotation, cellular component: mitochondrion. The record is from RefSeq and is a predicted model, not a curated record. Lineage: Eukaryota; Metazoa; Chordata; Actinopteri; Perciformes; Bovichtidae. The transcript is spliced from 3 exons. The coding region runs from base 166 to 423 and encodes 85 amino acids. Gene Ontology annotation, biological process: respiratory electron transport chain.
CGACAUAACGAAACGACUUACGACUGUUUCUACAUCCGAGCUAUACACGGUAGUCAUAGGAAGGACAAAGAAAAGGAGACAUCUCUUCAUUAUCGUAUUGCUUGAGUAAACACCCCCACCCAACUGAAGAACACGGGAGCUGUGACCGGCCACCUCACCUCUGACAUGGCCAACCCUUUAAGGGGUCAGGUUAUAAAGCUUUACAAAACUCUGCUGUAUCUUGGCCGUGAAUACCCCCAGGGAGCAGCUUAUUUCAGAGGGCGCCUGAAGUCAGCUUUCAUGAAAAACAAGGACGUGGAGGAUCCUGAAAAGAUUCAAAAGCUCGUGGCUCGGGGAGACUUUGUCAUCAAGGAGCUGGAGGCUCUGUAUUUUCUCAGGAAAUAUCGAGCCAUGAAGAAGAGGUAUUACGAACCAGAAAAAUAAUUAGACUUAUAGACAGCACCUAUCAAUGUGGUCAUAUUUAAUUUAUAUUAUUAUGGAACAAUGUUAUUUCUCCAUACACACCUCUUGACAUUUACACACAAAAAUAACAACAGUUGCCUUUUUAUAUAGAGAAAUAAACUACGCUUGCUUCACAAGGGAAACGGAUGUAAGUGCCAGAACGUGAUUAUAAUGAAGCUAUUACAGAAUGCGCUUUGUAUUUUUUAUACUCAAGUUGUACCAUAAAGAAAAGUGUUUUAACCAUAAAUACUGUAUAUAUGUUAAUAUCAUAGGUUUUCCUUUUCAAAACAGCUGGAAGCCAAGGUAUCAGACUGACUGAAGCAUGUUGUACAUUGUAUUUUCAGUGUAUAUAUUUGUAAAUACAUGGUCAAACUUCUUGAAGAGUGAAUGUACAUGACUAUGUACCAAUGUACUAUUAGAUAGAAAACAAUCAGUAUUUUAAAACAGUGUGUCAUAAAUAAAUAUUAUAAAAUCA